AUGGGUCAAUCCGUAGCCAAAGAGUCUUCUACUGAGUUUAUUUCACCAGUACAAACCCGCGUCUGGACGGUGUCCGACUUGAAGGAUUUCAUGAUCAGCACUUUUCCUCCCGAGUUGGAAUCAUACAUAGCUGAAGCUGCUCCGAUCAUUCACCGAUGCCUCCUGCGGCUAGGGUCAUUUCCAUACCAAAAUGACCCACAUCGUACUCUGUCACUGGAUGUACUACGCACAGGCAUGAUGAUUCUUCUCAAACUGGACAGAAGCAAGCUUCUGAAUGGAGACAAUGAUGAAGCAGCACUCGUUUACCCUGAUCGUCUCAGCGCGGAGCAACGAAUCCUGUUGUUUCAGAGCAUGACAGAGCCGCAAGGCACCCCAGCCGGAUCACCUCGAAACCUUGGAGACGAUUAUCACCUUCGAAAAGCUCUUGAAAUUAUCACGUAUGGUAAUUUCAAGCGCAAUGUGCAGUUUCCAACAGCAGUAAUGAAAGGGCCACAGUACCCACCUGCCGAACAUUUUCCUUCAUCAAACUCCACGUUGACGAGCGGAUCAAUCCCGGAAAAGGAUUUUAGGCCGCUGCUUCGUUUGAUGCUCCUUACUCAGCUGUAUAUUGCAGGGAUUGAUCCAGAUAAUCUGAAAUCCUUUCCAUCGGAGAUUGAAGUAACGACGGAUUGCAUAUUGGCGGCAUUCGUGCACGGCGGGCAGUCAUCAAACGCUGUAUCUUUUAAAGCCUUUGACAGUAUCCUCAGUAGCUCAAUGCAAAACGUAUUUCUGGGUCUACCUCGAGUCCUAGGCCCUUUACAUUCGGCCAAACCCUUUCAAUUCACGACUCCUCCAUCAUCGGUGAUUGGAGCACAAGAAGUGUUGAAAGAACUAUUUGUGCCGUCGGUCAAGACAAAGCCUCCUUCCAAGGGGCUGAUCCUGAAUCUUCCGCUCCUAAGUCAACUUUCAAUGACUCUACCCCAAGACUUCCCGAUUGAAGCACCAGAGACCCUCUACUCUUCUCAGGAAGUAGACGUCAAGGAUGUGAAAUCUUGCUUAUCCGCAACUGAACUAGCAAGAAUUAUCCUGGUUUCUAGAAAGACUGGAGAAGAGGAUGUCAUAUUCGGCGCAUACUUCCCCAAAGAUUCCGCACCUGAGAGUCCCAAUACGUCGAGCGUGAUAUUUCAACUGGCACCGGUCCAUCGAGCGUUCCACCAAGCUGAAAGGCUGUUGCCCUCUAAAGGACCCGAUCCUGAAGACAACCUGCGUUUGACAAUUGCCAUUGGGGAUAUAUCCCUGGAAUUAAGUGGUGAAUCAUCAACAGCAACUCUAAUUGCGAAUUUGGGUGAAGGUAUCAGCCAAGAGCUGUUUGUUGAUGCUGUAGAGGUUCUGAGCUUUCAAGGGGGCAUGGCCAGCGUCGAUACUUUCGAAUAA
Messenger RNA from Penicillium nucicola, 1413 nucleotides. RefSeq lists its product as uncharacterized. The record is from RefSeq and is a predicted model, not a curated record. Bases 1 to 1413 code for a protein of 470 amino acids. The transcript is spliced from 3 exons. Lineage: Eukaryota; Fungi; Ascomycota; Eurotiomycetes; Eurotiales; Aspergillaceae.